CAUCUAGCUGGCUUGAUCUGAAGCAUGAGGUGAGCGGCACACCUCUCCACCCAGUCAGCAUCAUCGGUGUCCGUGACAGAGUGACAGACUGAGGGGGAAGACUUCUCCAGCAGAAUAAAAUCAGCGAAAGAGUAACAGGACACACUGAGGCACCAUUUUUCUUUUAUUAUUUGCGGGUUAGGUCGUUCACCAUGAAGCCUUCAAACAGUCGCCCUUCAGGAGGGGGUAAAAACCCCUUCGUGCACGAGCUCAAAUUGACCAUGACAGAAAAAAUAAAGAUAGGACUCAUGUCAGUUACAGUUUUUCCGGUGCGGCUGCUGCUGGUCUCUUUCCUCAUGCUGCUGGCGUGGCCCUUCGCCUUCACGGCUUCUCUGGGACGUUCGGAGUUUGCGAUCGAGCCUCAGUCGUGGUGGAGGAGGUUUAUAGACCUGUGUCUAAGAGCGAUCAUGCGAGCCAUGUGGUUUUGCGGAGGUUUCCACUGGAUCAAAGUGAAGGGACAACGGGUAGAACCCUCUGAAGCGCCCAUCCUCACUGUGGCACCACAUUCUUCUUACUUUGAUGCCAUCCCAGUCACUAUGACCAUGUGCUCCAUAGUCACCAAACUGGAAAGCAGGAGCAUCCCAGUCUGGGGCACUUUGAUCAGCUACAUCAGGCCAGUGUUCGUGUUUCGGUCAGACCAAGACUCGAGACGAAAAACUGUCGAGGAAAUCAGGCGGAGAGCGUGCUCUGGAGGGAAGUGGCCUCAGAUCAUGAUAUUCCCGGAGGGGACCUGCACCAACAGGUCGGGUCUAAUCUUAUUCAAGGCUGGUGCUUUCAUCCCAGGACUCCCAGUGCAGCCAGUGAUACUACGCUACCCAAACAAACUGGAUACCAUUACAUGGACGUGGAAAGGUCCCGGAGCGUUUCACAUUUUGUGGCUCACUCUGUGUCAGCCUCAUAACUCCAUUGAGAUUGAGUACUUGCCUGUUUACAGUCCAUCGAACGAGGAGAAAGAAAACCCCGCGCUGUUCGCCAGCAACGUCAGAAAGCUCAUGGCCAAGGCGUUGGACCUGCCUCUCAAAGACCUGUCCUUUGAUGACAUUGAGAUCAGCCUAUCGCGCGGCCCUCUGGGCAUAUAUGAUUAUCGCAGCCUCCUAGAGUUCAACCAGCUAACAUGUCGUUUAGGACUGAGAGCAGCAACAACAGACAGGGUGCUUGAAGAGCAGGCCAGGAGAGCCAGGAAGCUCCAGGGAGACAAACUGGGUUUGGAGGACUUUGCCCAGUUCCUCAACCUCCCUGUUACAGACACACUUAAAGAAGUUCACAGCUUCUUUGAUGAGCAUGGAGAUGGACAGAUAGACGUCAGGCGCUACGUUAUCGCUCUGUCGACCGUUCGUCGACCCACAAAGUCCAUGGAAACCCUCAAACUGGCCUUUAAGAUGUACGAGAGCGAGGAGAGCGGGGAAAUCCUGGAGGAGGAGCUAGCCGGCAUCUUGGAAAUCAUGUUAGGAGUGAAGGAAGUGCGACUUUCAAGUGUGUGCUUAACGCUCGGACCCGACACAGGAAAGAUCACUUAUGAUGAUCUUCUUCAUUACAUCCAGCAGUUUCCACACUUUGCUCUGGACUGCCUCCACUUUAAAGACCAUCCACGGGAUUUCUGCACAGGCCGAUCUCCGAGCUGCAACGGCCAGAGCCGCAGCAAAGACGACUAACUCACAGACUCAAGCCACUUUUUUACCUUCUCUAUCAGACCCCAUCAAUGCUGUCACAACGGUGCCUUCAAGUGCAGGUAGAGAAAGGACAAAACUUUUAGGAAGAGUAUGAAUUCCUGAUCCAGAUAAUGUUUUUAUUUUUUUAUUUCUUUCUUUGCCUUCCUUUAUUUUUAAUGCCCACUAUAAUAUUAAGAUACAUUUUGUGUGCUCCACAAAUAUUUAUAUAUAUGUUUAUAAAGAACAGAUUGAAAAAGGAGGAUUUUAUGUAUCCUUAUGUAUUGGAAGGUUAGCAUUGUUGUUAUCUCAGGCUAAUGGACACUAGCACAAUACCUGCUGUCGUGUUGACACUUUGCAUCUCGGCCCAUAUUUAUGUGUUUAUAUUCCCAGAUUACUGCCAUUAAAGUUUCACGCGUCACCAGCAUAUUGCAGUACAUUUGCAUAACCAUUUGCAUUACAAUGUCCAGACUGUGUUGCUUACUGUACAAGUACCUUUGAGGGUGUUACUGCAUCUCACCACACAUUCAACAACAAGCUUGUUCAUUUAGGUGUCUGCUUUAUGCAAAGUCAGAGAUAACAGCUGUGGUUUCUGAGCUGUAGCACCAGCAUCGUUCUCCUCCUCCUCCUCCUCGUUGGGCCUCACCACUGGGGUUUUUGUGCUGUGUUUAGAUUGCAGGGGCCUCUUCAGUGAUUCUCUCCCCAGCAGAAAUAACAUGGAAACUUCCACAAUGCAUCGGCUCUUGCCUGCUCUCCUGACAGCAGGAUUGGAUGCGUUCCACUAGUAAAUAGCAGGAUUAUCUGUUACUUUUUUUCUUUUUUUCCUCCACAAUAAAAAAGUUCUCAGAGUACUCUCGGGUUCAAAAACUGCUCUUAGAGAUUAGAAUCCAAAAGGUUCCUCAUAAGAGAAAAACUAUAUACAAAUUAGAGCAUGAUUGAAAAUACUUACAAUUCUUAGCUUUAAAUGACAUUUCAGAUGAUUUUUCAUGUGGAGUUUUAGUUAUUAGUGAAAAUCUGGAUGAAAUGUCUGCAUUUACCCAGACUGAAGUUAAAACACUCCCUCAGUGCUUUCACUCCUGAUUUUCAAAAGCACGACUAAAGAGGUGCCAGCGUGACAGCUGUCUGAUUUCCUGCUCCGAGAGUCUUAAUGAAUGUGGGCCCAGAUGUUAGACUGCUGCCUGCAACUACCUUCAUACUUUCGUUUGUGCAUGAACCUACAGUUAUAUGAUGAGCAAAACAAUUUCUCCACCUCUGCGUUAAACAGUUCGUAAAACACUGCAAAGGACGACGGCUCGGUAUUUGGAUGAACAUAUCUUUAAAAACUUGAUAAAUAACAUGUCUUCGCUUUCACGCAUCUAUCUCUCUCUUUCUUUU
Messenger RNA from Pundamilia nyererei, 3059 nucleotides. RefSeq names its product lysophosphatidylcholine acyltransferase 1 (gene lpcat1). Lineage: Eukaryota; Metazoa; Chordata; Actinopteri; Cichliformes; Cichlidae. The transcript has 14 exons. Gene Ontology annotation, cellular component: endoplasmic reticulum. Bases 192 to 1691 code for a protein of 499 amino acids. The record is from RefSeq and is a predicted model, not a curated record. Gene Ontology annotation, molecular function: lysophosphatidic acid acyltransferase activity; 1-acylglycerophosphocholine O-acyltransferase activity.